AUGGCAAUUCCUGAGAACGGCUCGGUCGUCGAUGAUGGUGGCCAACCUGCCCCUCCCGGCUGGGUCGAGCGCACUGCGUUCGACUACACGGCCAUGGCCGAUGCCCAAGCAGGCUCCACCUGGGACGGAAAUGCCCGUGUAUACAGCUGGAGGGACGAGUACGGCGAUGUCGGUCCCGAGAUUGCUGAACUCGAAGCUGAGUUGUUUGGAUCUCCGGAAGACCGCGAUCAGCGUGUCGGUGGUGGUCUCGAUUUCUCCGCUAUCGACAGCAUCGAGGUCAUCCAGGAAGGUCCGCAGCGGAUCGAAUACAUCAAGACCUUUGAGGAUGCCGGACUUCAUCCUGUUAUGGCCAAGAACGUUCAACUUUCGGGAUAUCAGGUCCCGACUCCAAUUCAGAAGUUUACGAUCCCAGCCAUUCUUCAAGGCUAUGAUGUGAUUGGCAUCGCUCAAACUGGUUCUGGAAAGACCGCUGCCUAUCUGAUUCCGAUUCUGAGCAAGUUGAUGGGCAAAGCGAAGAAACUUGGAGCUCCUCGCCCCAACCCUCUUACCUUCCAAGAGGGUAUUGACAACGUGACUGCGGAGCCACUUGUCGUUGUUGUUGUGCCAACUCGAGAGCUGGCCGUGCAAAUCUUCAACGAGGCCAGAAAGCUGUGCUACCGAUCGAUGCUGCGACCCUGUGUGGUCUAUGGCGGCGUCCCCAUUCGUGAGCAGCUGGGCCUCCUCUCCCGAGGUUGUGACGUUUUGAUUGGCACUCCUGGCCGUCUCAAAGACUUCAUCGGACGGCCCGACAAGGUGACUCUGCGUCGCCUCAAGUACAUGGUGAUUGAUGAGGCCGACGAGAUGCUGAACCAGGAUUGGGAGGCCGAACUCCGCCCCAUUCUCUCUGGAGGAGAGCAGGAUGAAGGCAAUGUCAAAUAUGGACUCUUUUCUGCCACUUUCCCUCGUGCUGCUCGUACUCUCGCCAAGGAGUACUUGUCUGCGUCACAUGUGCGCUUCCGAGUUGGCCGAGCUGGAAGUACGACGGUGAACAUCAGGCAGAUGGUGAUUGAGACCACCCGAGAGAAGAAAAACGAGCUUCUGCUCACACUCCUGGAGGAGAUGAAUGGUGUGCGCACCAUUAUCUUCGUCAACAGCCGCCAGGCUGCCGAUACGCUCGAUGAUUUUCUCUACAAUAUGAAGCUUCCUGUCACUUCGAUCCACAGUGAUCGGACUCAAGUCGAGAGAGAGGCAGCCAUGCGAGCCUUUCGAAGCGGCCAGGCUCCUAUCCUCGUGGCAACCGGCAUCACAGCUCGUGGUAUUGACGUCCGCAAUGUGAUGCACGUCAUCAAUUACGACCUGCCGUCGAUGGAGUAUGGCGGCAUUGAAGAGUACACUCAUCGAAUCGGUCGUACUGGUCGCAUCGGCCAUAGAGGAGUGGCUACCUCCUUCUUUACCGAUCGCGAUGAAGGCAUGGCAAGCGUCCUCACCAGGACCUUGUUGGAGACCAAGCAGGAGAUUCCCGCAUUCCUCCAACCAUAUGUUCCCGAAAACUACGCCAAGGGCACCAAGGUGAAGUUUGAGACGGAGUCAGACUUUGAUCCCAAUGAUGUUGCAGGUGCUGGAGAUGCUGCGGGAGGAGGCUGGGGCGGAGACAACAGUGGUAACACUGGCAACGCUGGCAAUGCGGAUUCUGGCGCCGGCGCUUGGGGUGGAAAUGACAACGCCAAUGCUGAUUCUGGCGGCGGUGGUUGGGGCAGCGGCUCUGCGGCCAACAAUGAGGCUGCGAAUUCGGGAAGCGGCUGGGAUCAGGCGGCUGACAACAAGUCCGGCGACGCCUGGGGAGCACAAGGCUCGGGUUCUGCUGCGUGGUAA
Messenger RNA from Trichoderma citrinoviride, 1851 nucleotides. RefSeq names its product DEAD-domain-containing protein. The transcript has 5 exons. Bases 1 to 1851 code for a protein of 616 amino acids. Lineage: Eukaryota; Fungi; Ascomycota; Sordariomycetes; Hypocreales; Hypocreaceae. The record is from RefSeq and is a predicted model, not a curated record. Gene Ontology annotation, cellular component: nucleus. Gene Ontology annotation, molecular function: RNA binding; RNA helicase activity; ATP binding.